This is a messenger RNA of Penicillium taxi, 1041 nucleotides long. It is a transcript of the gene erg27, whose product is annotated as protein erg27. NCBI's taxonomy places the organism in Eukaryota, Fungi, Ascomycota, Eurotiomycetes, Eurotiales, Aspergillaceae. Bases 1 to 1041 code for a protein of 346 amino acids. Gene Ontology annotation, biological process: signal transduction. The record is from RefSeq and is a predicted model, not a curated record. Gene Ontology annotation, cellular component: cytoplasm. The transcript has a single exon.
AUGACUAACAGCAUUGGUUCUAUUCCAGCCUCCGCUCCAUUAGCUUUGUGGAUGGCCUCCUCCGAGGUAGACCAGAAGGCCCUUGGCAAUUUCGCAGCCGGUACAGCCCUCGAAAGCCCAUUACUAUCAGCAACGCUAUAUAAAGUCCUCGGGGUGUCAGUCAUGCUAUCUAAGAAACUUCUCCGCGCCCGAAGACUCCGUCGACUUGACACCACUCGCGAAACCAAGUCCUUACAACUAUAUCACCACAUCAUAUGGCUGUCGCGCGAAGGCCUACUAUUGUUAGAAGGAUAUAUUAUUCCAAUGGUGGAUCAGCUGGUCGAAUUGAAAGUUCUAGCACACAAACUUCGCGCCUCAUUCUAUCACAUUUUCGUCCUUUUCCACAAUCGGCCUGUUAUAAACCUCAGUACAGAACGACCACCCAAUUCCAGGCAUGAUUCAAUAUACAGCCCGGACUCCCUAGUAGCUCUUGGGGGGAAGGCAGGCAGCACCCAACCUGCGCAUCCACCUGGCCUAGCCCCCGUGCAACCAGUUCACCCCAUUUCAUCAUUCCUCCUACCUCCACUCGACUACACCGCCACCGCGACAGCAUGCUUCAACUACGCUUCAUUUCUAGCCGACAAACUUCUCCCGGGCUCACAUCCUCUGCGCCUGUCUGUUAAACUCGAAUACGCCGCCUAUCUCUACGACUGUCUCCAAGAUCCAAUCGCCUGCCGCCAUCUCGCCAAACACGCCAUUUCGGACGUGUACAAAUCCCAGGAAGGUAUGGACGACGAAAGCUUUGAAGACGCCGCCGAAAUAGUAGGCGUCUUGGGUAAAAUGGCCAAGCGAAGUAGGACACUUGCUAGUAGUACGGCUGCAAGCAGUGAUUCCCGUGUCGAUCGGUCUAUGACCCGGAGUAGUUUCAGUCAAUCUCGUCUAGAUACGAGUGUGCAGACGACUGUCUCGCCUGUUACUGUUACCAAAUCUACGCCCGUUGGUACCAUAACGUCUAGUGUGGAACCCGCGGUGCCGAAUGUGACCAUGAUGAAUCCGAUUUGA